AUGGGCCUGACAGGCUCAGGCAAGAGCACGUUCAUCAAUCUCUUUAGCGAGGAGAAGUCUAUCGUCGGCAACACCCUCGAAUCGUGCACGGGCAGAGUCGAUAUCUUCAAGUGCUACGAUUCACAUAUUGGAACAUUCUAUCUGGUCGACACGCCUGGCUUCGAUGAUACCUAUAGGAGUGACACCGAGAUCCUUCAGGAUGUUGCCGGUUGGUUGAGCAAGAUGAAAGGAGGGAACUUGUUGCUCACCGGAAUCCUGUACCUCCACAAGAUCUCCGAUAAUCGGAUGAGUGGUAGUUCUAUGAAGAAUCUCCGGUCCUUCAAAAAGCUGUGCGGAGCCAAGGCCAUGUCCCAAGUGGUACUGGCGACGACAAUGUGGGGCAUCACCGACAGGACCACAGCGAAACGCCAUGAGUCCGACUUGACGACGACAAAGGACUACUGGGGCUCUAUGAUCGCUAACGGAAGUAAGGUAUUCAGACAGGACAGGAACGAAGUCUCUGGCCGCGAAAUCAUCCAGUAUCUGAUCGAGCAAAGAUACCUGAAUUCAGACCUGAAGCCACUCGCCAUCCAGACCGAGAUGGAGCAGGGCAAGACGCUAUACGAAACUGGUGCAGGCCAGGAAAUGCGCAGCGAGCUCGCCAAGCUGACAGAGGUUUACGAGGCCAAGCUUGAGAGACUGGAAAGGAAUCUGCAGUCUGCUGUGAGAGAGCACGACAAAGCUUGGCAAGCCGAACUUCUCAAGACGAGAAAUGAGUACCAGGCGAUAGUGCAGCAGGCCAAAGAAGACAAGGAAAGCCUGAGAAAGGAUCACAAAGCACUUGAGAAACGGCUAGAAUUGAACAGCGGCAUAGACUACAAGACCUGGCAGAAGCAACAUGACGAGAGAGCUGUACAGAUAGAGAAGCUAAAGGGUGAGGUCAAGAUGCUCAAGCAGCAUGUCGAGAACGAGGAGAAGAAGAACGAACUCAAGUUGCAGAUCUCGGAGGAAAAGCAAAAGCUAGCCACGCUCAGGCGGAGAAUUGAGCAGGCGGCUCCGAGAUGCACGGUAAUGUAG
Messenger RNA from Cyphellophora attinorum, 1056 nucleotides. RefSeq lists its product as uncharacterized. The transcript is spliced from 2 exons. Lineage: Eukaryota; Fungi; Ascomycota; Eurotiomycetes; Chaetothyriales; Cyphellophoraceae. The coding region runs from base 1 to 1056 and encodes 351 amino acids. The record is from RefSeq and is a predicted model, not a curated record. Gene Ontology annotation, molecular function: GTP binding.